This is a messenger RNA of Nanorana parkeri, 1011 nucleotides long. Its product is annotated as P2Y purinoceptor 1-like. Lineage: Eukaryota; Metazoa; Chordata; Amphibia; Anura; Dicroglossidae. The transcript has 2 exons. The coding region runs from base 1 to 1011 and encodes 336 amino acids. Gene Ontology annotation, biological process: G protein-coupled receptor signaling pathway. The record is from RefSeq and is a predicted model, not a curated record. Gene Ontology annotation, cellular component: plasma membrane. Gene Ontology annotation, molecular function: G protein-coupled receptor activity.
AUGGCGCAGAGGAUGGAAGAAACCUCCGAGCAGAGGGUGCAGGAUGACUUUUGCGAGAAAACCGGCACCUUCCUCGGGACUAUACAGAGAAUUAUCUACCCGAUCAUCUUCCUCUUCAUCCUCUUGGUGGGAUUGGCUCUGAACCUCGCCGUCAUGUGGAUCUUGGUAGCUCGGAUCAAACGCUGGAACCGAAGCACCAUCUUCCUCUUCAACUUAGUCCUGGCUGAUAUCACUUGGAUCCUUUGCCUCCCGUGCCUGAUCUACUACCACUUCAACUAUCUGCACUGGAUCUUCGGCGACGCCGCCUGUAAAAUAACCCGGACCAUUUAUCACACUUGCUAUUACUGCAGUAUCUACUUUGUCACCUGCCUGAGCAUAGAUCGUUACCUGGCCAUCGUGCACCCUCUCAAGUCUUUGAGGAUCCUCAAGAAGCACCAGUCUUUGCUCAUCUCUCUGACCAUUUGGAUGGCGACGUCUAUCAGUAGUUUGCCUGUAACCUUCUUGGCCGGAACCCAAGUCUGCGAGAACAAUAAAACAAUCUGCUCCCUUUAUGUGUUUUCCGAGGAAACGCACGUCACGUUGCCUUACUCUUUAAUCUCAACUGCUGUCGGGUGUCUUCUACCCUUUGCUUCUAUAUGCUACUGCUACUGUAGCAGCGUAGGUGAACUCAGGCGGGUCGAAAUGCAAAGACUGAAGAAGAGAAAUCUGUUGAGCAAACUCAUGUGUUCGGCGUUGGUCAUUUUCGGUCUCCUCUACCUACCUUAUCAUGCCUCCAGGAACUCCUGCAUAUUAUUGAGGGUGCUCACGCCAACCAUGCAAUUGGCCAUCGAGAGGGCGGACGCUCUGUUCUUCAUAGAGAUGGCUGUGUGCAGUCUGAAUACCUGCAUCAAUCCCCUCUUCUGUUUUCUUGCCGGAGGGGACUUUCGGGAACAAGUUUGCCGAAUAGUGAACUCAUUUCCGCCGUUCAAGAAGUGGAAGUUUAGGAAUAGGAGAACGGUUUGCCCGAUAUAA